AUGUCGAGCACAAGUCGAAAACCGUCAUCUAGUGCGCUGUUUUGUGACAAACGCUCGGCGUUGACUAGGAACAAAACCCGGCGUAAACCAAGCACCAGAGAAAAAGUCUUCAACAACAUUGACGAUGGUCCCAAAAGCUCGAACUCUUUGCCACAGCCACAUAUACUGCCGCCAGGUGGUGGAGAAUUGCUGCUUCAACUUCGGCAACAGCAACAAAAUCUUGCUGCACUUAUGGCUGGUCCAAACAUUGCACAAGGACCGUAUACCUCCCCACCCUAUACUGGUAUGGUUCAGCCAUUUGUGGCUACAUCGUGUACUCUACCAAUUGAGAAAAGUGGUCAGGCGUUUGAACAGCUUGGAUUGGUGCUAGAACAGAUGAAACAAGAUUCUGAAGGAUCAGCGGCUGCUUGGCGCGAGCAACUUGCAGAGACGGCCCGAUUGACAGACCAGCUUGCACAAAUGCAGGAACAGCUAAAUAGUGCUAAAUUUAACGAACGUGCACGAAGCGACGAACUUGGGAAUGCUCAGGAAGCGCUGAAGACACUAGAAGCACAGGUUUUACAAAAUUUAAAUCGUCAUCGCGAAGAUUUGAGACUACUAAACGAUAAAAUUGAGCGACAAGACCAAUGCACCAAAGAAAUGCAUGAGGAACAUGAGGCAGCACUUAACAGAGUGCAGACGCAAUUGAGCAAUGUUUGUAUCCAUCAUGAAGAAGAGAAAAGAGUCCUAAGUGACGAAUUUCGAAAAAACAUGGAUCAAUGUCAGCUAGCUUAUGAUGUUAAGAUGAAAGAGUUAUGCUCACAACAUGCGACCGAAGUUCAGAAACUUAUACAACAAGCAAAUGAACACGAACACGCAAAACUAGAGCUUGGACAGCACCUUUGGAAUGUCACUAAUGAAGUGGAGGCAGCCUUGAAGCGAGAGCAAGAGCUUCAGAUGCAAGCUCAGAACUCUCAACAGGAAGUCUUAAAGUUGCGAAAUCUGGCUCUGUCACGAGAAAAGGAGUCGGCUUUACUAUCCGAAGCUCUCGAGGACUUGAUGAAACAAUUAAAAGAUACCACGGCUCGUGAAAAUGGCGAGCUCACUCAAAAGAAUGAUUUGAAAGCUCAAAUGGUAGCUGAAGUGGCAAAUUUCCAAGCGCAGCUUGAGCAAAUGGGACAACAACUCGCUGCAGCACUCGCUGGACGCGGAAAACAGGCAGAAGAAGAACAAAUAAAAGCUUUGAAAGUGCAGAAAAAUACAGAAGCUGAAGUACAUGAAUCGCAAAGUGAAGUGCGCCAUCUUUCCGCGAAAGUUUAUAAUUUGAAAGCCAAAAAGGCUCGACUUGAAGCUCAAAUAUCCACAGAUAGCGACGCAGUGAUGGAACUGACGAAGCAGCUACAAGAGAUUAAAAUUCGUUAUGAAAAGUCCAGAUCUCAAGUUCAACAGCUUGCAAGCCGCUGCGAGACCGCAGGAAGCGUGACUCUACAAUGUAUUAAUCUUCUUAAACAAACGAACCUUGGCCUUCUUGCCAACGUGUAUACAGAGAGUCAGGAUAAUAAUUCCGAUGAUCCCUUAGCGCAGUUGCCAUUGAUUUUUAUAGGUCUUGAGCAAUUGAAAGCUACUUCAGAUGCAUUGGAGCCAUUGCAACUUGAAAUUACACUUUUACGACAAGAAAAAGAAAAAGAGCACGAGAAGUUUCAAAUACGUGAACGGAAAUUGCAGUUGCAGACUCAAGACACGGAACAAGAACUUCAAGUUGCGCAACAGGAUGCGAAAGCUCUUGCGGAAGAAUUAGCACAAUUGGCGCAAGUUGCUCAAGACCACGAAGCACUGCAUUCACAAUUAAACGAGCAAAUUAUCCAACAGAAUCAGGAGCUUGUACGCCUUCGAUCCGAAAGUGCGUCACAACUUUUGCAACUACAAAAGGUAUUAGAUAUGCAACGUGCACGAAGUGCAAGUCUAGAAAGCGAAAAACGCGAUUUAGUGUCGGAAGCUGAACGAUUAAAUUUAAAUCUUGAAACUCAAUAUCGUGCCGUCAAAGGCAAGCAGUUGGAACUGGAACAAGUGCGUGGAUUGCACCGAGACCUAGAGCUUCGCCACGGUGAUUUGCAAGAAACUUUCUCUGAUCUAGAAAACUCUGCAAGGAAAACUAGUGAACAAUUUGUUAGCCGAUUGCAACAAGCAAACAAAUAUACUGAUGAAAAGAUGCGACAGAUUGAUGAUCUACAAAAGCGAUUGGAAGGCAUGACACAGUUGUUAAGUAAUGAGAGAGACGAAACAGCACGUGCACGCGAAUUCGAGCUGACCCAGCGCUCACAGAGUGACGAAGAGAUUUUCAAGGUUUUAACUGAAAAGAAUCAAAGAAUCGAGGAUUUGCUUGCUCAGGUCACGCAAUUGCAGACGAAAAUUGAUCACCUUGAUCAAAUUCAUGUUAAAGAUAGGGAAAUACAUCGUCAACGUUGCGAUAUAUUUGCCGAACAAUUGUCUGAUGCACAAGAGGCGCAACUUCAAGCCGAAAUGACGGUUGCGGCAACAACGCAGUUGCAUCAAGACACUCAAUCAAAUGCACAACUUGAAAUGGAACAAUUGCGGGCGACGUUUCUUCCCCAAAUUGCUAGACUGGAAGCUCAGAAAGAGUCUCAAAUUGCGGAGUUGCAACGAGUAAAUAUUGAGCUUGAUUGUGUGUCUCGAAGCAAACAGGCACUUCAACAUGAGGUCCAGCGAGCUUUAGACGAUACACAAGAUGCGUUACGAGCUGCAGAGGUCGCACAUCGAGACGCACGUCUACAAGCCGAACUGUCUAAAGACGAGAUGCAAGGUGUUCGUCUUGAACUCGAAGCUGCUCGUCUUGAAGCUCGAGAGAAUGCAACACUCUCCGAAGAGAUGCAAAAUAAAAUGACGACGAUUCAGAAUGCCGCAAAUGCAACCAUUGAUGAAAUAGCUGCAGAGUUACAAAAUACACAAGAUGCGCUUAAUUUGGAACGGGUGCGUGCAAAGAAAGAAAAAGAGGCAGGUGCCACGCGUGCUCAAAUACGAGAACUGGAGGAUCAGAUUCGCCUCCGCGACGCUCAAGUUCGAACAAAUCGGGAAGAAGCGACUCGAGCUCAAGACGAAUUGGAAGAGCGCGUGAGUGAACUUGGGUUGCAACUACAGCGGACUGCAAACACUCUGGGUAGUAAAAAACUGGAAAGUGAGGCAAAAACGCAAGAAAUUGAGGUUUUAACACGUCGUGUCCAGGAGGCUGAGCGAAAAUUGCCGAUUCUUAUUGCAGCUCAUGACACGAUUCAUGCUAGAGCUGUUGAUCUAAAACGAUCUUUGGAAUCCAAAGUACGUGAAGCUCAGGAUUGUGAAGAGAAAGCACGUGACGAAGCGUUUCAAAUUGCACGCGAGCGUCGUGCGUUUGAUCAUCAGCUGACAGAACUUCGUGACGAAAACGAAGCGUUGCAACAGCAAAUAACACGAUUCAUACGUCAAGAAGAGACGAUAAAACAAGCACUCGAACAAACAAAAAGCGAACUUUAUCGUGUGGCGGCUGAGCUACGAGCAACGAUGCAAAAAUUCGAAAAUGUUCAAAAGACUGCAAGUCAAACGAUAGCCGACAUUACUAGUCGAAUGCAACAAAGUGAACGGACAGCUACUCGAUUGCAACAAGAACUUGAUUUUGAGCGUGAUCGACGUAGAGAAGCGGAAGUGCUUCGAGUAGAAAUGCAACGCACUUUGCACCAUCACGUGCAAUUGUCCAGUAGCGAUUUGGAUGGAAGCAUUCAAAUACAAGAUAAAACGUCGGAUCUAAAUCUGGAUGUGGCAAAUCAGACGUCUUUGAGUCGCGAAUACCGCAAAUUUUACGACAACGAACCUCUGACUUCCGGGGAAUUGUCAACUUUGCCAAUGGCUACCAUCAAAGCUCAACUCGGGCUUGAAUUCAGCCAGAACAAUAUGUGUCUACCGACGAAACCUUGCACCAGUGCGAUUAUGUUGAAAAGUCCUAAGAAUCACCACAUGGAGAAAGAGGAUGCUAUUCCUCUGUUGCCGUUGGAAAAAAUACCGCUGUCACCAGAGGAUGGCGAUGAUAGUGCCAAGUCAAACGUAGGUUUGAGUGAUAAACGUUCCCGUCCUCAGGUGGUAGACACGACAUCAUCUCGAUCAAGUAACAAUAGCCAUUUGUUGCUCUCAAGAGACAACGCUGCGUCACUUGUCAUCAAUACCUGCACAGCCUCAUCAACUGGUAAGAGCGCUGCAAUCAAGAAGAAAAAAUCAAAACCACCCCGUUCAAGUGGGCGACUUUUUACGUCCUAUAACUCGUCUAGUAUGUCACCAGUAAAAGCCAAAGAGCGGGAUAAAAUUUUGCCUCGCAUCAGCGCACAAUGA
Messenger RNA from Plasmopara halstedii, 4350 nucleotides. RefSeq lists its product as uncharacterized. The coding region runs from base 1 to 4350 and encodes 1449 amino acids. The transcript has 2 exons. Lineage: Eukaryota; Oomycota; Peronosporomycetes; Peronosporales; Peronosporaceae. The record is from RefSeq and is a predicted model, not a curated record.